Amoebophrya sp. A120 is the source of this 2926-nucleotide messenger RNA. Lineage: Eukaryota; Dinophyceae; Syndiniales; Amoebophryaceae. The record is from the annotation of a GenBank genome assembly.
CGAGAGAAUUAAGCUGUCGUCUUGUGAGUGCAUGUCCUUGCGCGAGAAGCGAAGUAGGCGCGUGAGCUCAGCAACUGAGUCAGUUGCUGAUUUGAACUUCCCAUUUUCUUGUUCAUCCAUCGAUUUCAUUCGACGUAGGCUGACUUGGCAAAGCAAACGAUGAAGCGCCGGGGACGGCGUGGCCGCCUUCCGAGGCCACAUGCCGGCGCGUUAGCAGUAUCAGCAGCUGGCGAUAUGCCUCUUGGAACCUGUGGUGGCACAGCAGUACUAGGAAUGCCACUCUUCCUCGGCGUAUUAAACCUCUUCUGGACCACUUCCCCCUCCCCCUCCACCCUCGUCUCCGGCAAAGCCGUCAUCCGAGCGGUUUCGGAAGGACCACUGUUUCACAAGCAGGGGUUGCCUACUUCUCUGACCAAAAAGUUCCGGCAUAUUUUCUCCCACAAUAAAGCGGCCCAACAGUCCUCCAUCGCCGUCUCUUUUCCCGAAGAAUCCGAGCUUCUCAACCUCCACCCGACCUUCGACUACACCGUGGAUCAAAAACACACAGGUCCGGAGGGGAUGAUUUUACUGCAGAAGGAGAAGUAUCAAAUGUACUUAAAAAUGUCUGGGUCUGGAAGAGUCAUGCUGUUUUUGCAUUACACAGAAGGUCUGGCAUGGAAGCUCUAGCAUCACAGGUUUCGAAAAGCUUCCGCAAUGCCGAAUCCGCAUGACAAAUCCCCCACUUUGGUGACAGAAAGUGCAAGUGGGCAGCUUUUGCUACCUAUGCAUCAGAGAUUUUUAUUUUUCUGUGUGCUGAAAUGCGCAAGCGCAUCACAAGUUUGUAUUCUUCCAGACCCAGACAUUUUUGCAUUUGAUAUGAAGCAGGCACACAAGGAGAGAACGUUUCUCCCACUGCCCCAGGAACUUGUGCAUUGCAAGAAAAGCAUCGUACUAGUAUGUAAAAAUCGCAUUAAGUAUGACAAGCGAAAUUUGUCGUGCUGGUUUAGCUUGGAAUACCGACUUGUAAUGCAUGACUGAGACUACUACGAGUGCGAUACUUUUGCAUAGGAUAGAACUUCAUCAACAGCAACUCAUCCAGUUGGAGAGGAGGGAGCAGACGAGGAGCGAGUUUUUGAAAAAUCUCCAACGAAAAGCAAAGGUGGAUUUCGACAUAGAAGAAGAGGAUAACGCGGCUUCUGUCAACGAGAAACUCCGAGCAUUAGGCGUGGAGGGGAACGACGAAAUCGCGGACAUGGUGCACGAGUCCUUGAUCCUGUUGAAAAAUGACAAAAUGAGGAAGAUGCAGAAGAGGAGGGGAAGAUUAGCGAGGCAAGCACCAGGAACAAGUAGUACGGGAGCAGCAACAACGACUUCUUCAGGAUCCCUAACCACCACAACUGCCGCUCAAUCCUCCACUUCACCCAACGUUGACAGCAAAACUGUUACCCUCGCUUCGCAGGUUCCCCAAUACGAGGCAGACAAAAUGGCGUUUGAAGGGUGGGUCCCGCGGGAGGACAUGCCGAAUAAUUCCCAGUUUUGCGAAGGGGAUUUGUUACGGCACCACAACGGCACGCUCGCGUUCUUCCACCGGUCCGAGCAGUCCUGCCUCGCGGCGCUCCGCUACAAGGGCGGGCCGAACGCGUGUGAGUUUGAUCUGGAAACCGCUAUGUAUUGCAAAAAUGUCUGGGUCUGGAAGAUUGCAACUCGUCAUGGUAAAUCUGAAGCAUGCAAAAAUCUGUGUUGCAUGAGUGCCAAAAGCUGUACACUUUUGACCAAGUUGGAAGGGAGUUUUUCAUGCAGGAUAGGCAUGGCAGAGACUUCACAGAGUCUGUCAUGCCGAAUCCCGCACUGCAGACCUCAAGGGUCAUGGAAAAUUUGCAUGACAAGUCUACACUUUUCCUGACCCAGACAUUUUUGCAUUUGAUAGCCGCCCAGUGCCGACCGAAGCUGGACUCCUGCAACUCCGCCCCGGAAGCAAACCCAGAUGGGACGAAGUUUGUGGACACGUACUGUAACCUCUGGGCGCACUGCGAGUUUGACGACGUGAACGACCAGUGCGUAACGGCGAGCGCGUUUGUGGUCGAGUCCAUGGAGAUGCAGGCGAGUGCGUACAACGGGGCGGGAGUGGCGAUCCGGGAUACGGUCCGGCAGUUGCUGGGAUUGCCGCCGUAUUCUGUGCAAAAGUAUCGUACUCGUAGUAAUCGCAGUCGUGCAUUACAAAUCUUUUGAUUAAGGCAAAUCCGCAUUACAAAUUCUUUUUCUAAUGCUGGGAAAAUUUGUAAUGCGAUUUCUACUAGUACGAUGCUUUUGCAUUUCAUACGCCGUUUGGAGUGGAGUUGGGACCGGGGGGAGUCAGGUUAAUGUUCAACAACGAGGACAAGAGCGCGGAUGUUAACUUGCCGACGCGGUAGAGCAACGAAGGAUGAUGCUAUUUGGUGGGGAAAAGCAAAAGGGGUGGAGUAGCGAAGAAAGACAGAGGCACUGUGCAUAUAGAAGAGAUUACAAGAAAACGUGAUAUUUACAUUUUUUUGAAGAAAACCACAAGGAAGUUGAGAAGUAGAAUACAGCGCAUCUCAUUCCUAGUUUCGAGCUUAGUCCGAACUAAAUGCAUGCUGAUUAUACUCGUGAUUGAUUUGGGCAAUCUUCUCAGUCGUCGUGAGAAGUGUGGUAAUGUCUCUAGUUUAUUUUUUGUUUUUCAAAAUGCUUUGCAAAAUCUAGCGACACUCCCUCGUCAAACGAGGAAGUCAAGGAAAGUGAAAGAACAGUAAAAAUAUUAUAAAUACAACGAGUAGAAGAAACAGUAACAGCAUGCUGUACUACCUGUAUCAGAAAUGUCUUCGUCUUGUACACUAAAGCAAAAGCACAACAGAUGUACACCAACAUACAGGAACAAACUAGCAGUGCGCAAUGCUUUUAGACAACGGCGCCUUGGUGCUAGUCUCGUGGC